ACAUGAGAUGGACAUUGUCAAAAAAAGAAAGUUGAGGAAUUGGACUCAUUACAUGUGACUAAAAUGUAAAAGGUUCUCAGACUUGUUUGUCAAGCUGAACCCUUCAUGUUUGAGCAAGCAGCCCAGGUCACCCAAAGCCUCAGGCAGUGCCCCGCGGAGGGAGCAAAGAACGUACUACAGGAGCACGAGUUUCUUGCCAGUUGAUUAUUUACCAGGACUUCCAUAUCAGUCUGGACACUGUCCAAAUGACUUAUGCUAAAGGAUCUAUAGGCACUUCAAGAUCUAUUAUUUAACCAAGUGUAAUCAUGCAGAGGAUUUUUUUUAUUUAGCUUGGUUUCUUCUAGGCUAACUGACAUGCUAACAUACCCACGAAAUGACCCAAACUGUAAAAAAUGAAUGGUUAUACUUAACACUGCAUUGUGCAAGUGCAAGUGCAUUUUGCUGUGUAAUGCCUAUCAAUUUUACUCAUCUUAAUAGAAUAUAUGUGUAAUAGCCACCUGUUGAAUUCCUCCUCAAAACAAAUAGGGGCCAGCAUAUCACAAGUGUAACCGCUAACUGUAACUGCUGUAAGCUAGUUAGCUCCGUUAGCCGUGCAUCUAGUGGUCCAGACGGGGAGCACAGAGCACAAUAGGAGUGUUGUUGUUGUUGUUUACACUGCUAGCAUGCUUGGACUGGGCUGGGGCUAGUUGGUUAGCGUGCUAACUUCAGAAGUUACAAUACAAUGCAAAUACCUACUGAUGUCAAAUCUGCUGAGAAUCUUGAAUCAUUUUGGAUUUUUUUCAUCUUAAGAAAUUUGUACAUAUUGCACCUUUUACCAAAAUAUUUUUAUGUCGUCAACCCUCCACAAAUGAUUGAAUGUCAUAAAGUAUAUUUGGACUUUGACAUAGAGUUCAAUGAAAAAUCGUUCCAAACAUCCCAUGUUUACUUUUGUUUUCGCAUACAAGAUUUAUUGGCAUGUAUCAGACACACCUUAUAUUUCUGUCCUUCAUACACCCAGUGCUCAGACGUCUUCAGUGUUGACCUGGUUCAGGAAUUGAUCUUAGCUAUGAGCAUCUGACCAGAUUAACAAAGGCUUCGGGUCAGGGAACUCUAUCUCCCACUGGGAAGAACCUCAUUUUAAUCAGUCUGGCUUAUCUCUGUUGUUUUGAGUUGAAGUCUGUGGCUUCCAGAUGUGACCCAAAACAAGUGCAAACAGGGAGCUGCCAGCAGGACUUUGACAAUAGCUCCACACUUACUUAAUAUAGUGAAAUAAUAAUAAUAUUAAUAAUAAUAAUAAUAAUCAUAAUAAUCAUAAUAAUAAUUAUUAUUAUGAUUAUUAUUUGGUUCUACGUGUCUUACUUUGUGAGUACUAUAGCAUGAAAGCUGUUGGCCCAAAAAUGUAAAAAUGGAAGAAAAUAAUUUAUUUUUGCGUUUAUUGCUUUAUUGUCAUGUAAUUGUUCAUUAAAUCAAAAUGCGUCUUGGGUAAUUAAGCCAAACCUCGACCUUAUUGCGGUGCAGUCAUUAAUCUUUUUAUCCUCAUGAGGGUAAAUUAUUACCCUCUGACCACCUCUACCAGAUUUUCACCCUCCAAAUGUUUCCUCGGAUGUCAAACUUUAACCAAACCGCCUUUUGUUCAGUAACACAUAAAAUGCAACAGAAUCUAAGCUUUUUGUUUGUUUGUUUUUUAAUCUCUUUCUAAUAAAAACUGUAAUCUGAUAGAAGCUUGAGCUGUCAUUGAUUAAAGGGACACUAUCUGAGUUAAGUGUGAGAACAUAAAGCUGCGCAAACCAACAAACUGAUCAAUAGUCUGAAGUCAUGUCCUUCCUUAGCGAGACUUAUCUAGAGUUUUACUGCUUAAUAAGACGCCUGAGAUCACGUAGCUAAUGUUAAUCUCAGUUUGUGUUGAUAAGGUGUAAUCUUACACCUUUGGGUGCUUAAUUGCGUUGCCAAACAAUUGUCGGUAACUUUCAGAUUUCUUGGUUGUAGCGCAAUCAUUAAAAACACUUUGUUCCCUGGAUUCAGAUGAACAAACAACAAUACUCAGACUGAAAGAUUGUAAAAUUAUGCGCCGUCAUGCUUGAGACCUUUAGAAGAAAACCACAUUCUAGUUACACAAGUUUUGUGUUUCAUGAAAGGCUCAGAUUUCUUUUGCAGGUUACCAAGUCAGUGUGCAUUUGUAAGUAGGUGAAUAUCUGACUCAUAAACAGCAGCAUGUCAUAGCUUUUCAGACAGCUGCAGCCUGAUUUCCACACAGAGUCCAUGGACAAGGACGAAAAGGUUACAUGGCACUCAGGUGGGAAAAAGGUCAGUGGGGCCUGCAGCAGGGUCGCAGACGAGAGAGGAAAAUGAUCAAGAUCAGAGUGAAUGUCAAGGAUGCGAAAGUGCUGAAUCCGUCUGCAGGACUCGCAGGUGUCUGGCUCAGAUGCUCAUCGACAAAGAAUACUUAUCUCAGCCACAGAAUGAAAGCUGCCUCCAGCUGAUCCGAGUGCCGUUCAUGGAGUACCAGACUCUGUCAGUGGACACGAAGAAUCUCCGCCUCAUCAGUCGUCUGCAAGCCUCACUCGUAUGGAUAGAUGAGGAGCUGGCGUGGGACACGUCAGUUUAUCCAUUUGAUGAAGUGGUCCUGCCGGUGUCUAAAAUCUGGACCCCAGAGCUUCAUGUGACGAACGGAAUAAUAACAAACAUGAAGCACAGCUCCCAUGAUCUUCUGCUCUCCAGUAACGGCACGGUAAGGCACACCGUGACCAUAAAUGCUGAGAUUGGCUGUGAGGUCAACAUGUUCAACUAUCCCUUCGCUGCUGACAGUUGUCCCGUCGCGAUCCAGGCCUGGACCGCUGAAGGAUGUGGCACAGAGCUGUUAUUGGGCGACUUGAAAAAUGUUGGCAACAGCCAUGGAGACUGGCAAACCGAGCAUGCGUUCUACGCGAGAAUAAUAAACAGAAAUGACCGAAAUUACAUCAUGGUGCAGCUGCGCAUCAAGUACCUCAACCCCUUCAUUACGUUAUUCCUGCCCAGUAUUCUGAUCGUCUUAGCCGAUGCGAUCAGCUUUGCUCUGCCGCUGGGAGGUGGUGAACGCAACUGCUUUAAGGUCACUCUGGUGCUCAGCUUCACCAUGUUCCUCAUCAUCCUCAACAACGAGAUCCCUGGAGACGGCCACUGCAGCCCGAUCAUCCGAACCCACUUCUGUAUUUGCCUGGUCUUCCUGGUGUUCAGCAUGUUGGUGUCCAUGGUGCUGACAGGGAUCGCCACAGAAGGAAGCAUCCUUUCCCUCUGCUGUACCAAACGUUCAGCUCCCAAACGCACAGCAAACGAGGAGGAGAAAGCAGAUGAAGAAACCAAAGCGGACAUUAGUGUUGUUCCACUGGACACCUCAGAGGAGCACACUCGGAUGCUCAGAAAGGUGGUCAGCUUCCUGGAAGAUCUGGGUGCACAGCAGCUGAAGCGAGAGGGAUACCAGAAGAUCGCCAAAAGAAUUGACGAGAUAUUUUUCUGGUUGUAUUUAAUUUUUGGCAGCAUAUACUUUCUUGCCAUGACUUACGUGAUGGUACAUUAUACAUGUCCAGUUAACCAUUUUGAUUUCUGGUACUAAUAUAACAGGUCAACUGUGUUUCUGAAGGAACAGUUCAACCAAAAUUGAAAAUGUCAAUCACCUCCAUGCUGAUGGAAAGUUUUCUUGAGCUUUCUUGAGCAGACAGACUGGCGGUGCAUCUACUGGUCACAACUGCGGUGCUGGUGUUAACACCACUAGCACAGAAAUGUUGUACCAGAACUGGCUGUUGCUGUUUUUUUAGCAUGCUAACUUCAGUAGAUAUCUCUGCAACACAAUGCAUACGUCAACACUGUCAUUUCUUUACACACUGUUGAUAAUUUUAGUACAUUUUUUGGGUGUUUAAAAACUGAGAUUCUUUCAUAUUGGGACCUUUAGUGCAUGCGAUUACUUCAAUAAGAAUUCCUAGAUGGACAUA
Messenger RNA from Acanthopagrus latus (yellowfin seabream), 3944 nucleotides. RefSeq names its product 5-hydroxytryptamine receptor 3B-like. Gene Ontology annotation, molecular function: extracellular ligand-gated monoatomic ion channel activity; transmembrane signaling receptor activity; neurotransmitter receptor activity. NCBI's taxonomy places the organism in Eukaryota, Metazoa, Chordata, Actinopteri, Spariformes, Sparidae. The coding region runs from base 2402 to 3568 and encodes 388 amino acids. The record is from RefSeq and is a predicted model, not a curated record. Gene Ontology annotation, biological process: monoatomic ion transmembrane transport; chemical synaptic transmission; regulation of membrane potential. Gene Ontology annotation, cellular component: neuron projection; membrane; synapse. The transcript has 9 exons.